AUUGAAUUGUGUUGGGUCGGGCCGGGUAAACCAUCAGACCGUUCUAACAGUACGAUGGCAUCGACUUGUAUAAAUAGGAAGGGACAAGAGGUAGUAUAAGAAGAGAAUAUUCAUAUCGUUCGCUUUGUAAGAUACACUUCCCUGUCUCUUUGUUUCUCUCCACGGUCGAGAACUCCCCACCUCUGCGAUUUUUUCAGAACAGAGCAAGUCAGAGGCGAAGGAUGGGAAGCUCAGGGGGAACUGGUUAUGGUGCAUACACCUAUGAGAACCUUGAGAGGGAGCCUUACUGGCCAACUGAGAAGCUCCGUAUUUCUAUUACUGGUGCUGGAGGAUUUAUUGCUUCUCACAUUGCCCGCCGGCUGAAGAGCGAGGGCCACUACGUUAUUGCUUCCGACUGGAAGAAGAAUGAGCACAUGACUGAGGACAUGUUCUGUCAUGAGUUCCAUCUUGUUGACCUGAGGGUUAUGGACAACUGUCUAAAGGUCACCAAAGGAGUUGACCAUGUCUUCAAUCUUGCUGCUGAUAUGGGAGGAAUGGGGUUCAUUCAGUCUAAUCACUCUGUUAUUAUGUACAAUAACACAAUGAUAAGCUUCAAUAUGAUGGAGGCUUCCAGAAUUAACGGAAUCAAAAGGUUCUUCUAUGCAUCUAGUGCAUGCAUUUAUCCAGAAUUCAAACAACUAGAGACUAAUGUGAGUUUGAAGGAAUCUGAUGCUUGGCCCGCUGAGCCUCAAGAUGCCUAUGGAUUAGAGAAACUCGCAACUGAAGAAUUAUGCAAGCACUACAACAAAGAUUUUGGAAUUGAAUGUCGUAUCGGAAGGUUCCACAACAUUUAUGGUCCAUUUGGAACGUGGAAAGGUGGAAGGGAAAAAGCUCCUGCUGCUUUCUGUAGAAAAGCGUUAACUUCCACCGACAGAUUUGAAAUGUGGGGAGAUGGACUUCAAACUCGUUCAUUCACUUUCAUUGAUGAGUGUGUUGAAGGUGUACUAAGGUUAACAAAGUCAGAGUUUAGGGAGCCUGUUAACAUUGGAAGUGAUGAAAUGGUUAGCAUGAAUGAAAUGGCCGAGAUGGUUCUUAGCUUUGAGGACAAGAAGCUUCCCAUUCACCACAUUCCUGGACCAGAAGGUGUCCGUGGCCGUAACUCUGACAAUACUCUCAUUAAAGAAAAACUUGGUUGGGCCCCAACAAUGAGAUUGAAGGAUGGGUUGAGAAUUACUUACUUUUGGAUAAAGGACCAAAUUGAGAAGGAGAAGGCGCACGGCGCAGAUAUUUCCAGGUACGGGUCUUCCAAGGUGGUGGGAACCCAAGCUCCGGUGCAGCUCGGAUCACUCCGUGCUGCUGAUGGCAAGGAAUGACUCCCUCCAUUGUGCUAAUAAGUUAUACAUAAAGCUGCCAAGGGUUGGUUUGAUAUGUGGAUGCACCGCACCACACAUGCUGUGGAAUGUGGGAGUUGCUUUUGUUGGAGGGCGUAUUUAUCCUCCUGUUUUAUAUAUUUAUCUAAUAAUACCUCCUCCCUGGAAGGCUAUUUAUGUUUUAAACGUUACUUAUGUUUCUUGUCCCAUUUAUGGGUGGCUGGUUCGAAUGAUUGUCUGAUGACUGAUGUCUUAAUCAGUGGCCAUUGUAUCUUCAACCUCAAUAUUCCAUUAUUUGUUAUAUUCUGUCCGCUCAGUUCUUAAGUCUUUA
Cuscuta epithymum is the source of this 1680-nucleotide messenger RNA. NCBI's taxonomy places the organism in Eukaryota, Viridiplantae, Streptophyta, Magnoliopsida, Solanales, Convolvulaceae. The record is from the annotation of a GenBank genome assembly.